GUGGGAAUUGUUGAAUUUAUGUGUUCUUGAGAGGGGGUGGAUUCAAUUUGGAUUCUUUUAGGUUCUUUGAAGUGGUUUGAACUUAAUUUAGACUGGGGAGAGUGUUUGUUUUGGUGGGAAUUGUUGAAUUUAUGUGUUCUUGAGAGGGGGUGUGAAUUUCUUAGUAACUGAGCAGAUGAAUGUGGUGGGUAGAGUUAGCAGCAUUAUAACCGCGGGUGUGUACUCGGUUGCCACCCCAUUUCAUCCUUUUGGUGGAGCUGUUGAUAUUAUUGCUGUAAAGCAGCAGGAUGGGAGCUUUAGGUGCACCCCUUGGUAUGUUCGGUUCGGUAAAUUUCAGGGUGUUCUUAAACGGUCAGAGAAGGUUGUUAGGAUACAGGUUAAUGGAGUUGAAGCCGAUUUUCACAUGUAUCUUGACAACUCGGGUGAAGCCUAUUUUGUGAGGGAGGCUGAUGCUGAUAAGGAGAGUGAAUCAAAUCGGGGCUUGAUAGUUUCUGAUGAAGGGCCACGGGAGGAUAAUGGCAACGACGGGGAUUAUAGGCAAAAAGGGGUACUUCAUAGGCACGAGACUAAUGAGUCCAUUGAUUCUGAGUUAGAGAGGCAAGAUGAACGUAUUGCUUCGAGUGUAGCUCAUCUAGAUAGGACAGAGUCUGGGUUAUAUGAGUUUUACGACGUUCAAUCUUCUCUGGAGGAUUCGAUUAACUUAUCAGAAUAUGGUUCCGGCCACUAUGAAAAUUUAGAUACUGUGGAACACAUUUUAGAAUCCCAAAGUUCUAGUCCAGAAGUUGUUUUGGUGAGCGUGGAUGGCCACAUAUUGACUGCACCAAUCUCGUCAUCUGAUAAUACAGAAAAUGUAGAGUUGAGUAUGCCUCGGUUUCAUCUUGGCCCGGGUGAAAGUGCUGAUUUUUGCAAGGGUAAUGCAAAGUUUAGCACAGGCAAAGCUAAACGGGCCACUGACUGCUCGGGUGAUACUGAAACAUCUGUACGGAGUGUUGGUUUUGAAGACGAUAGCAACAUAAACAACGAGAGUAGUCCUUCACAGCACCAAACAGAAGUUUAUCAACUACAAGAAACAUUUGUCAUAGAGAAUCGGGAUACAAAGUUUCAUAGGAACGACAGUCUUGAGAGCACAUCGUCUGACAUCAAGAACGAUGAUGUUUUCAAAAGUUGUUUGGAGCUAUCAGAACUGGCCUUGGAGAUCGGAAACAAGCCCAACCAAAAAGACACGCUUUCCUCAUUGGAAAUGCAAGAAAGUUUUGGAGGUUCAGAAGAGAAGUCUCAUUUCAGCCCCCUAACAAUCAAGGAAACCGAAGAUGGUUCUGACAAAUUUGGUAAUGAUAACGUGUUACCUCCUGGAUCUGAUCUGUCUAGCAGUUCUCCUUUCCCAAGUGUACUGGUUGAAGUUGAAAACCUCGUGGAAAGUACGUCAAAAAUUGAUCUUACCGAGUCUGAUACUCCACAGAUUGAGGGAACAAUAGUUGUAAAAGAAUUACAAAGUGUCCAGCAAGGUUCAGACAAAUGCGAUCAAAGUGAAAAUUCGGAACCACACGCAAGAAAUUCUGUUGCUGAUGCACACGGUGGUAAUAACAGGAGAUUGGAGAUCUCUCGUUGUGGGAACUUGCUUCACCCUGGAAUGGGUUCGAGUGCAGCUGCAGAAGUCUUUAAGGCACACCGUAUAUCUGAGGAGGAAUAUAAAACCGAUGCAGAAUCCAUAAUUAAGAAUAAAGAUUUGGUUGUUAGAAUUCGAGGGAAGUACUUGCCAUGGGAGAGGGCCGCUUCUAUUGUUCUUGGAAUGGCUGCAUAUAACUUGGAAUUACCUAUUGAAUCUACUGACGUAAUUCCAGUUGAGCGGGAUGAAGGCCCAAGAACGAGGGAAGAUGAUUCUGGGUUCAGUGGAACUCCUUCUGGACGGCGAUGGAGGCUCUGGCCAAAUCCGUUUAGAAGAGUUAAGAGUCUUGAGCAUACGUCUAGUGGUAAUUCAACAACCGAGGAUGCAUCUGUUGAUUCCGAAUGUACCUUACAGAGCCAAGCUGUAGAACCAAACGCAACACCACGAGGAGGCAAAGAAUCUCCGCACAAGCAAUUUGUGAGGACAAAUAUUCCGACUUCUGAUCAAAUUGCAUCUUUGAACCUGAAGGAGGGGCAAAACACGGUUUCUUUCAUUUUCUCUACAAGGGUCCUAGGGGAGCAGAAGGUUGAAGCUCAUAUGUACCUAUGGAAGUGGAAUGCACGAAUUGUAAUUUCUGAUGUUGAUGGUACUAUUACCAAGUCCGAUGUUCUUGGUCAGUUCAUGCCUUUGGUUGGGAAGGACUGGACACAUUCUGGAAUUGCAAGACUAUACUCGGCAAUUAAGGAAAACGGGUACCAGUUACUUUUUCUGAGUGCUCGUGCAAUUGUUCAAGCAUAUUUGACCAGAAGUUUUCUAUUCAAUCUUAAACAGGAUGGGCAAACUCUUCCAAAUGGACCUGUCGUUAUUUCACCCGAUGGCCUAUUUCCAUCGCUGUACCGAGAAGUAAUAAAACGAGCUCCUCACGAAUUUAAGAUUGCCUGUCUACAGGAUAUCAAGGCUCUGUUCCCUCCGGAUUAUAACCCGUUUUACGCGGGAUUUGGCAACAGAGACACUGAUGAACUCAGUUACAGAAGAAUCGGAAUUCCAAAGGGAAAGAUCUUCAUAAUCAACCCUAAGGGCGAGGUUGCCAUUAGUCACCGUUUAGAUGUGAAGUCAUACACUUCGUUGCACACUCUAGUAAACGACAUGUUCCCGCCAACAUCAAUGAUUGGACAGGAAGAUUUUAAUGAUUGGAACCACUGGAAAAUGCCAUUGCCAGAGAUUAAUGGUAGAUCUUAGCGGUUUGGUUCGUACAAGGAUGAACUGAGACUAACAUUCUUCUAAACAUCUUAUUAGACUUUUGUUGGUGGCACACAUACUAUUAUGUCUUUUUUUUAAAGGAAUAAGGGUCUUAUUAUUAUUAUUAUUAUUA
Messenger RNA from Ipomoea triloba (trilobed morning glory), 2978 nucleotides. RefSeq names its product phosphatidate phosphatase PAH1-like. NCBI's taxonomy places the organism in Eukaryota, Viridiplantae, Streptophyta, Magnoliopsida, Solanales, Convolvulaceae. The record is from RefSeq and is a predicted model, not a curated record. Bases 176 to 2845 code for a protein of 889 amino acids. Gene Ontology annotation, molecular function: phosphatidate phosphatase activity. The transcript is spliced from 11 exons.